CUUCGGCUUGUCGUACUUUGUAGAAACAAACUGAGAAACAAACUUCGUGAAGAAAAUGUGCGGGAAUAUGAUUUCCGGGCGACCGUAGCCUAAAUAUAUCAUUCUCACUUUCGCUGCCUCCAAUGGCCUCCUUGCGAUGCAGACCAAGUAUCAGCUCUACAUCGGCGCGUCCGUCCUUGCGGGCGUGCUUCUCACUCUUGGAUUCAAGGACGUAUAUCCGGAUCUAGAACGGCGAUAUCGACAAAGAAAACGGCGUGCUUCGGUCGUUCGUGAUGCACCGACUCCAAGUGCAAAACGGAGACUGUCUCUGAGGGACAAUACUUCCCGCUCUCGGUCCCUUGCCCCCGGUGGUCCCAUUCCCGAAGGCGUCGAAGGUCUGAUCGGAAAUACUCCACUGUUCAAAAUCAAGUCUCUAUCCGACGAAACCGGCUGUGAGAUCCUAGCAAAAGCAGAGUUCCUGAACGGGGCGGGAAACAGCCCCAAAGAUCGCGUGGCGCUCAGCAUCAUCCAAAUCGCCGAAGAGGACGGCCUCAUCUCGCCGGACUCGGGCGACACGAUCUACGAAGGCACGGUCGGGAGCACGGGCAUAUCGCUGGCGGCGAUAUGCCGCGCGAAAGGAUACCUCGCGCACAUCUGCAUGCCGGACGACCAAGCGGAGGAGAAGUACUCCCUCCUGCUGAAGCUGGGGGCCGUGGUGGACAAGGUCCGACCGGCGCCGAUUGUCGAUCCAAACCAUUUCGUCAAUCGCGCCAGGUCGCUGGCGGAGGCGCACACUAACGACCCGGAGAAACGUGGGAGAGGGAUCUUCGCGGAUCAAUUCGAGACGGAUGCGAACUGGAUGGCGCAUUUCAACGGAACAGGACCGGAGAUCUAUGAGCAAACGACUGGCCGACUGGAUGCGUUCGUCACGGGGGCGGGUACAGGCGGUACCAUUUCCGGGGUGGCUCGGUAUCUCAAACCACGAAUUGAGCGCCUGAAGGUAGUUCUGGCGGAUCCUCAAGGAAGUGGUCUCUAUAAUCGGAUCAAGUUCGGGGUCAUGUUCGAUCCGAAGGAGCGGGAAGGGACGCGGCGACGACACCAGGUGGACACGAUCGUGGAGGGCAUUGGCAUCAACCGGGUGACGAGGAACCUGGAAGCUGGACGACAGCUCAUCGAUGAUGCGGUGCGGGUCACGGACGCGCAGGCGUCGGCGAUGGGACGCUGGCUGGUGGAGAAGGAUGGCUUGUUCGUCGGGAGCAGCAGCGCGGUGAACUGUGUUGCGGCUACGAAAGUGGCACGUCAAUUAGGUCCUGGCCACACAAUUGUUACGAUACUAUGCGAUUCAGGCACGAGACAUCUGAGCAAGUUUUGGGCAAAGGCUGGAGAUAUUGGCGGGUCAAACGAGAUGACACUCGAUGCCGUCCUUACUGCCAGCGAUUCCUGAUCGGAUUUAUCUAUCUAACGACUUGGCAAUUGUACAGUUCGUUGGGCAUGUAUCAACACGCUUGUUUGAGAUACCCAUGUGAAUAGUUCAUCCUCUGAUCCGAUUCGCACACUGCAUGAUCGGAUAACAUGGGACUUCCAUAAACAUACCAUUACUAAACUUGUCC
Messenger RNA from Eremomyces bilateralis CBS 781.70, 1589 nucleotides. RefSeq names its product cysteine synthase. Lineage: Eukaryota; Fungi; Ascomycota; Dothideomycetes; Eremomycetales; Eremomycetaceae. The record is from RefSeq and is a predicted model, not a curated record. Gene Ontology annotation, cellular component: cytoplasm. Bases 137 to 1423 code for a protein of 428 amino acids. Gene Ontology annotation, molecular function: cysteine synthase activity. The transcript is spliced from 3 exons.